Molecule: messenger RNA, 913 nt
Organism: Sinocyclocheilus rhinocerous
Lineage: Eukaryota; Metazoa; Chordata; Actinopteri; Cypriniformes; Cyprinidae
Product: glutamyl-tRNA(Gln) amidotransferase subunit C, mitochondrial-like
Exons: 5
Coding region: 351-890 (179 amino acids)
Biological process (GO): glutaminyl-tRNAGln biosynthesis via transamidation; regulation of translational fidelity; mitochondrial translation
Cellular component (GO): glutamyl-tRNA(Gln) amidotransferase complex; mitochondrion
Source: RefSeq, a predicted model, not a curated record
UUUUGCAUUGUCUGUGCCUGCCUACUUCUCAAAAAGGCAGAUUAAAAAUCAUUCGCCCGAACAGGGACUUGAACCCUGGACCCUCAGAUUAAAAGUCUGAUGCUCUACCGACUGAGCUAUCCGGGCUCUUGGCAGAUAUUUCCCACAGUUCUCUUUGAGAAGAUAAGGCAUGACCGUUUGAGAGAAAAAAAAAUCUACUUCCGGAAAAGUAUAUCUUUUUUCAUCUUCAUUUUUGGUAGGACGCCUGUAGUUAUGUGUCCUUCGCAAUAGAGAAAUCCUUAUAAUCUUAACUCUGUUCAUUCAUCUCGGCGCGCACAGCAACGUGACAAACUUUGGAACGUCAUUUCAACAUGUUUUGUAAAUGUGCAGCGCGAGCUUCAAGGGCGCUGCGGCCUGCGCAUCCUCGGUGUGGAGUAUUAACGCUGCCCGCUCUAAGCAAUACUGUAUCGGGCAGCGGAACGUUCUGGUCACGGUGGACAUGCAAACGGGAAUCAAGUAACUCCGCCUGGAAUUCCAAGGUUCCUCAGGCACCCACAUGGGAGCCCAUUGCAGAAAAUCAACUUCCACCGCCAGAUUUAGUGGACAAAUUGGAGAGAUUAGCCCUUGUUGACUUUGGCAGUAAAGAAGGGGUGGACUGUCUGGAGAAAGCCAUUAGAUUCGCUGAUCAGCUUCAUGUCAUUAAUACUGAUGGUGUGGAGCCGACGGAUUCAGUUCUAGAGGACAGAGAGCUGUAUUUGAGAGAUGAUAUGGUAACAGAGGGUGAAUGUGCGGAGGAGCUGCUCCAGCUGGCCAAACACACAGUAGAGGAGUACUUUGUUGCACCUCCAGGGAACAUCCCACUGCCUAAGAGAGAAGAGAGAUCUGCUAUGCUUAAACACUCUGAAUUUUGACUGAAAUGUAACAUUGGAUCUGA